Gopherus flavomarginatus (Mexican gopher tortoise) is the source of this 672-nucleotide messenger RNA. RefSeq names its product olfactory receptor 1P1-like. The record is from RefSeq and is a predicted model, not a curated record. Gene Ontology annotation, cellular component: membrane. Gene Ontology annotation, biological process: G protein-coupled receptor signaling pathway. NCBI's taxonomy places the organism in Eukaryota, Metazoa, Chordata, Testudines, Testudinidae. The transcript has 2 exons. The coding region runs from base 1 to 672 and encodes 223 amino acids. Gene Ontology annotation, molecular function: olfactory receptor activity; G protein-coupled receptor activity.
AUGGAGAAAGCAGAAGGGGAAAAUCAAACAUCUAUCACAGAAUUCAUCCUGCUGGGAUUUGGGAAUCUCCCUGGACUGCAAAUUCUUUUCUUCGUGCUGUUUCUAGUGAUUUACAUAGUCACCAUGACUGCAAAUAUACUCAUUGUUGCGAUAGUUGUGUCUGAUCAGCACCUUCACACCCCCAUGUACUUCUUUCUGGGGAAUUUGUCCUGCUUGGAAAUCUGCUACACCUCCACCAUACUGCCCAGGAUGCUGGCCAAUUUCCUAACUGCCAUGAUUAAACUUUCUUGCAGUGAUACCAGUCUGGUUACCCUGGUGACCCUCAUAUUCUCCUCCAUAGACAUUGUUUCCCCAUUUAUUUUGACCCUGACAUCUUAUAUUUUUAUCAUCUCCACCAUCCUGAGAAUCCCUUCCACCACCAGGAGGCAAAAGGCAUUUUCCACCUGCUCUUCCCAUCUUAUUGUGGUUACAGUUUUCUAUGGCGCCCUAAUGAUUGUCUAUAUAUUACCCAACAGCGGUUCACUGAAAGCCCUGAACAAAUUUUUUUCUAUCCUUUACACUGUCAUGACACCCCUGAUCAAUCCCCUCAUCUACAGCCUGAGAAACAAAGACGUCAAGGAGGCCCUGAGAAGAGCUGUCCAGAAAGGUAGGGUGUUCAGAAAGGGUGAUUGA